AUGCCUGUAAGGUUGGUGCCUCUGCCGGACGAAAAGGGCUUUGACCGAGGGCCUCAAAGUCCACCCGGGGGCUCAUUCCCUCGACAGUUGAGAUCGGCCUCCAAAAGGUACUUGCGCCGACUUGUCAUUGUCGCUGUCAGCCUGUUCUGUCUCCUGCAAGUCACUCAAUUGAGAAGGAUACGAGGGGAUCGAGUCGAGUCGGCGACCGCAGGACUCAAUGUGGUCUGGCCGAGCGACCACCACAAGGCGAGCUUUCUCCCGGUCGAGAAAGCGGCCGAGCUGUGUGCCACCCAGAACUUCACCGUCUUCCCCAGGCGGGACCGGCACCGCAAAGUGUAUGAUUUGUUUCUGAUCGGGACCGAGCUGGACUGGCUAGAGAUUCGCCUGAACGAGCUUCACCAGCAUGUGGACUAUUUUGUCAUUGUGGAAUCACCCCGGACAUUCACGAACCUGCCCAAGCCUUUGCACUUCAAAGCCAACUUUGAGCGAUUCGCACGCUUUGCUCACCAGAUCAUCUACCGGGUAGUCGACUUUGAUGGGAUGGAGGACAGCUCGACGUGGGAGCGUGAAGCCCACCAGCGGAACUCGCUGUUCGACGCCGUGUUCCCGAGUCUGAUUGGCGCUCAAGCACCUGCCUUGGGCGACGUGAUUCUGGUGUCGGACACGGACGAGAUACCACGCCCUUCCACCAUCACCUUGCUUCGCAAUUGCGAAUACCCCCAGCGCGUCACGCUGAGAAGUCGCUUCUUCUACUAUUCGUUCCAGUGGGAGCACGUGGACGGAGACUGGGGCCAUCCCCAAGCAACGUUCUACCAUGGCAGUGCGACCAUCCGUCCAGAAGAGCUCCGGAUGGGCGAGAGCGAUUGGGACAUUUCGAACUCGUCAUGGCAUUGCAGCAGCUGCUUCGAGACCGUGGAGCAGAUGGCGAACAAGAUCGGAUCCUUUUCUCACACCGAAUACGACCGGCCUGAAUUCAAGGAUCCGGCCGAAAUCGUCCGCCGCGUCCGCAAUGGCCUUGAUCUUUUCGAUCGCGAGAGUGAGCGGUAUGAGAAGGUCGACUCGCGAGCUGAUCUCCCGGCUUAUCUCAGGGCGAACGAGAACCGGUUUGCAUUUAUGAUUGAUCGCGAUCCCCUGAACGCCAACUUUAAAGACUAUCCGCCGUCCGCAAGGCCCUGA
Messenger RNA from Exophiala dermatitidis NIH/UT8656, 1176 nucleotides. RefSeq lists its product as uncharacterized. NCBI's taxonomy places the organism in Eukaryota, Fungi, Ascomycota, Eurotiomycetes, Chaetothyriales, Herpotrichiellaceae. The record is from RefSeq and is a predicted model, not a curated record. Gene Ontology annotation, molecular function: beta-1,4-mannosylglycoprotein 4-beta-N-acetylglucosaminyltransferase activity. Gene Ontology annotation, biological process: protein N-linked glycosylation; N-acetylglucosamine metabolic process. Gene Ontology annotation, cellular component: membrane. Bases 1 to 1176 code for a protein of 391 amino acids. The transcript has a single exon.